CAGUGAACUGAGCCAUGUUAGCAUUCCUGUCAUGUUGAUGCCAGAUGACUUCAAAGCCAAUGGUAAAAUCAAGAUUGACAAUCAUCUCUUUAACAAGGAAAAUUUGCCAAGUCAUUUCAAGUUCAAGGAGUACUGUCCCCAAGUCUUCAGGAAUCUUAGAAAUCUUUUCAGCAUUACAGAUCAUGAAUAUCAGAAUUCCUUUGUAUGUUCAGCACCAGUCUAUGAUGACUCUGCAGGUAAGAGUGGUGCAAAGUUUCUCCGGUCUAGCGAUGGGAUGUUUGUUGUCAAGACGAUAUCGAAAGAAGAGGUUGAACUCAUGCAUAAUAUUUUGCCACCCUAUCACCAGUACAUAGUUGAGAAGCAUGGAGAAACAUUGUUACCACAGUACUUGGGCAUGUAUAGGUUAACGGUUGAUGGAGCAGAGACGUAUAUGGUUAUCAUGCGGAGCAUAUUCGGUCACACAUUACCUAUCCAUAGAAAAUACGACCUGAAGGGCUCCCUCAUCGACAGGCAAGCCAGCGACAAAGAAAAGGCCAAAGAUCUUCCCACCUACAAGGAUAUAGACUUCCUGAGUGGUAACAGCAGGAUAAUAGUUGGACAACAGACCAAGGAUCAGAUAUUAACCAAACUCAAAUCAGACACGGAUUUCUUGUCCGAGUUGAAAAUCAUGGACUACAGUCUUUUGGUUGGGAUACAUGACAUGGACAAGUAUAAACAAGAAAGAGACGAGGAAGAGACAGCAAGCCAGGAGAAUGGGGAUGCAGUCAUUGAAGAAGAAGCAGAAGACUCUGGCAGCGGAGAGUGCCUGACCCCUCCCGAUAGCCCGGUCAUCUCGCCCAGGACAAGGCAUGUCAUGAUUGAGGAGUACGACCCAAGCACAGAUGUCUAUGCUGUCAAGGGAUUUGAGAUAUGUCCGAGGAAGCUGAUUUAUUUCAUGGCGCUAAUUGAUAUCCUGACUCAUUGGGGUGCUAAGAAGAAGGCUGCACAGGCUGCAAAGACAGUCAAACAUGGAGCUGGUGCUGAAAUAUCCUCCGUCAAACCUGAACAGUAUGCAAAGCGGUUUUUAGACUUCAUCUCAAAAGUAAUGGAAUGAACAACCGUCACAUACCGAAGAGACACGAUCUGAGACGUUUUAUCACUUCUCAAAUCUACUUCAUGAAAGACUGUUUUGUGACCAAGGAAAAAAAAAAACACAGGGUCUUCGCAGGGGAGCCGUCCAGUUACACGCAAGGUGUCCACACGAACGUGCCAAUUGUUUAUUUGUUGUAGUGGACAGAUCGCCUCAGACCCAUGUAAACAUACUAGGAGUAAGUUGGUGUGAAUGCACCUUGUUGGGCAGGUAAGGCUGGAGUGCAGGACUUGGAUGAUGGAAGAGAAAAAUCAUAGUUGAGAAAUUUAUCAAAGCUUGUUUUAUAUUGCUAUGCAUCUUGUCAGGGUGUUGUCUGAAUGUUAAUCUGCUUUGUAUGUACAAGUGUAUGGGAUCUAAAAGCCUGUUCAGACUUGAUGCGGCAAGGCUCAGUAAUUUUUCGUGUACUUUGGGAUGUGAGGGUUGGCAGGUGGCAUUUUCUUGUCACCUGGCUUUGAAAAGCUUUGGACCUACCAAUUUGUUUUUUCAAUAUGCCAGGAGUGUCCCCUCCAUGUUGGAAAAUACUUCUCUUUUGAUUAUAAAGAACUAAGAUGUUUAAUGCUCAUUUAAUAACAUGAAUCCGACCAUUUACCAAGGUCUGUGGUCUACAUGUAAAAGAAUUCUCUCAAAAAAUAAUUUCGUUUUGAAACACUUUAAAAAAAAAACACCUUAAAAAUAUAUUUAUUUUCUUUUUAAAUAAAAAUUGUUCUUAUUACAACCUUAACAUCUUAACUAUGCUUUAUUUUGGGCUUCUUUUUGUGCAUUUUCACUCCUCACUAUGCGAUACAUUAUCAGCAGUAUAAUAAUUGAGUUAUGUGUGAUGUAGCCAUCCACGAUUGCCCAGUUAUCGCCAUUGAAUGUAAUUAAAGUAUUUACAACCCAAUAUUUUGUGGGUAUAAAGUUUGUCCAAUCCUGUCGAGCUACUCUGUUCUGUCAUGUUUAGUGAUGAUUGAAACAGCUUUGAUGAAUUUCACGAGGUAUUUGGUCAAGAUACUCCUGUCUGAAGAAAUUUUUGUUAGUAAUGCCUGAUGUCAAAUUGGAUUCAAGGCUGUCUUUAAAACUUAUGGAUUAAUCUUAUGCUUUAUUAAUGUGAUUAAUUGCACAUUCCCUUUGUGCAAUCAAUUGUGAAAAUAAGUCAUGUGAUCAAUUUUUAUGCUUUCUGCAAUAGGAACCCAAGUGAUAUUUGGACUUCUACGCAGAAAUCACAUUGUAAAGAGGUGAAAGAGUUUGAGAAAAUAAAAAACACAAAAUAGUUACAAAUCGUGAUCAUUAAAUACAUGAUUAUUAAUGAUCAACCUUAAUGUGAUUGCUCUAUUGCAGGUCUUUUUAUAAAAUGAUUAACAAGUAUUAAGUUAGUCAUUUUGGAAUGAUAUGAAAGUUUGAUUUAUAAUUCAAGACUAUUCCAUUCUUCCUAUUUAGCACUAAAGUAUGUUCCAAUCAUUGGUAAAGAUGAGAAUAAAUUGAUGGAAAUCUUUAUACAACUUGCCCCCCCCCCCUGAAAGUCUUAGUUACACUGUACAGUGUAAGUGGAAAGUCAUUUAUUUUGUCAAUUUGUAUCAUUUGUAAUAUAUUUCUAUCUAUAAAUAUGUGAUACCAACUUUGUUGAUAUAAGAAAAAUACAGCACCUGAACUAUACAAUGUCCAUUGAAAUGUUGAUAUAGUGAGUUUUGUGGUGCUACAAUGUAUAAAUGAGUCCAUAUGAAAUGGACCCAUGUGUAGUUAAGAGUGUAAGAAACAAUGUUUAUUUUUGUUGGAUGUAUAGAAAACAUGAAUAUUGAAUAUGGCGACUGCACAUAGCUUGUUCUUCCCUAGGGAGCCGUGAUGUAAUUACGCCUAUAUCAAGUCCGCAUAAACCUGAUUUAUUAAAAUUGAGUAUUUGCAUACUAAAGCCAUAAACAAGCACUUAUUGCCCAUGGGGGAGGGGGGGGGGGGAACAAAAUCAGAUUUUGUCAUGUACAUGGUUUAGGAAAAAAAGGAGUGAUUUUGGUCAAUUCGGAGGGAUUUUUUCCUCCAUUCAUGUAAUAGGGAUUAAUGACAUCAUGUAUGAUUGCCAAAAUUGUAGAUUAUGUUUAGGAUGUGAAACGGACCAAAUGGUUAUCUUUAGAUCAUGAACAGGACCAAAGGCAAAAGAGAGCUGUGUUAAUGUUUAUGUAGUAGAUUUACUAGAAUCCCAUUAAAAAAAAAAUGAAUUAAAUGAGAAACAAAUAACUUCCUAAAUCUGAACACUUAGGACCACAGAAAUCUGUUUUUCAACUUUAUAGGAACAAAAUUUGCUUUAUUAGAAUAAGUUAUUUUUUGCAUUUUCUGAUCUAAAUAACUAAUUGUGGUCUAAUAAAUAAUACUUCAAGUUGGUGUUUAUUUGGCAUAUAGAAGAUUGACUUAAUAUGUAGAGUCUUUUGUACUAUUGUAAUUUUAGCACAGAGUUUAUAGACCACGGUGUAAGUUAAACCCAAGUUCAGAAUACGAGCCCUUGAGUUUAAAGUCAGAUGGGCAUCAGUUUUCAUGGGGAGUGGAUAAUUAUUUGCUGAUCCCAGACUUGGUAAAAAGCAUUGGAAAUGCCUGUAAAUUAGAUAUUUUCAGGGGAAAGCAAACUAGGUGUACCAUCAAGGAAUUCUUUGACAUAGCCUGGUUAACCUCAUGCAACUGUCACGCCAGGGAAAAGUGAGAUGGCAUUACCAUAAGGCAAUUUCUAGUAGCAUUUCAUAGACUCUUCUGGUCAUAAAUCCUGUUCAACUCUGGGUGAUUUAUAUCAAAAUGGUGUCGAAUUCCCUGUGAAAAGAUAUGUAAUCUGCCUUUAAUUGGCUGUUGAACUAAAUGGUAGUAACCAUAGUAACCAUUUAGUAGAAAAGUAACCUCUAUAGUCCCAGCACACUCUAUACCAUCCAUUUGCAAUCUGAUAUUAGAGAAAUUUGCAAGGGCAUUCGAUUGUGUGAUUACAAUGAAAAGGAUUUGCUAUGUCGAUAUCAUGAAAGUAGAAAUGUACUGUUAAGACUACAUAUGUAAAUCUAAAUAUUUUACUGUUUUUACUGAUUAUUUGCUUUCCAUAGAAAUACAGAAAAUUGUGUAUUAUGAAUGUACCAAUCUCCAAUAUUACAUGUUGUAUUUGUCAUUUCUCUAUAUUGUACGCUUGCUCAAAAUAUUAAGAAUUCUAUGAAAAAUACUUUAUCAAAUGUAUAGUGUAUGUGUAGAUAGCAGCAAAGCAAACAUGUGAUGGCUUAUUUUUUGAUGAAUGAUAAAGCAAGUUUAAAGUUUGUUUUUGAUUGUUGAGAAAACUCACCAUUUGUUUUGCUAACUCUAAUAGUUUAUUUCCAAAGUUUUUGUGUAGGCUUUGCUCUGUGUCAAUUCUGUCAAUUUUUUUUUUUACAAAUUUCUAUUGUGAAGUUAAAAGAUGAUUUUGUGAGUGAUAAUAUAAUGCAAAUAGCACACCUUAACUAUAUGAUUUCAUUAUUACGCUAUCAGGAAGUAUCUUGAACAUGCAUUCGGCAUAUACAUAGUUCAAUAAAAAGUAUUGAUUUAUAUUUGGUCAAAUCAAGUUAUUUAGCUUCUAGAUAUUGAUUUGUAACAAUGAUGUUCAAAAUACCAAGUACUUGUUAUCAUUAAUUUAAGCCAUAUUGAUAGAAAAUUUUAUCCAAAAGAUUUACAGAUUAUGAAAGAAACUUUAAAUGACACUAAUUUCAGAUUCAAGAUAGAAAUUAAACCAUAUUUUACCAGGCAUUUUCAGUUUUUGUCUGUUCUUAAUAGUAAGGUGGCCUAAUAACUUGCCAGAAGUGUGCCCCGUAUAUCCACUUUAGGAGCAGGAGAAUCAAAUGGAAAUGUCCAUUAUUAAUUAAAAAUUUUUGAAAUCGAGCACUUGGGUAAAAAAAGGAGACCCCAAAUCUGUGAAGACUUUGCAUCAGUCAAGUACCUUCAGACCAGGGUUCUAUUACACAAAGGAUUAAUUUGUACAUUGUAGUUAUUGCUAAGCUUUGUGUUACGGGCCCCUAGACAUGCAAAACAUUUUCGGUCAAGACAAUCAGAUUUCUGUGGUGGUCCUAAGAUAUUUGAUUUAUGCAGAUUCUGCUAUAUUUUGUCAUGAUCUUUUAAAAUAUCGAAAUUAGAAAUAACUUCCAGUCAAAUUAUAAAUUUUUGGGACAACCAAGAUCAAUUUCAAAUGCAACAUGAUUGCAAUCUUCUGAACAUCGAGUCUCCAAUGUUGUGAAAUCGAUACUUCUCAAUGCUCGUGGAAUCCACAACAACCUUUCAAUUCAUGCCUAUAUCCAUAUUGUUGUUCGCAGACAGGAAAUGCUGUAAGCCAGCGUAUUUAGUUUGUCAACCACAGUAUUAUUGUUUUUUUUAGAAUUCCUGUUCAUUAUGGUAUGUCAUUGUUGAAAAUAUGUUAGGAUUUGUUACGAUGUACUUUAAGUUUAAAGUGGAAAGCCACCUCCCAAUCAUUGUAACUUAUGUUUUGCAUUACCUGUAGAAUACUCAAGUCAUCAUUUUUGCUUCGUUGUAUGUUUGAAUUUGAUCAUUGUCUACCAGCUAUAUGUGUAUGAGGUGCACAUUUUUUUGUACAAGCACCAAAUAUGUCCACAUUUUACAACUUACAUUGCAUGGCGUAUGCUGAAUAUUAUGUGUGUAUAAAUGUAUCCUGAAUGUGUUACUUUCUUAUGAAAAGGUUAAUUUCUUUAUUAUAUUAUUAUUAUUAUGCAAACAAAAAAAAAUAUAUAAAAAAUACAAGAAAAUACUCCCUGUAAAGUUACAUGUAAAAUAUAUUAUGUGCACUUGUUAAAAUUACCAAGAGAAUUUUGUACUUUAUAGCACAUUCACCGUCAACAUGAAAACCUUCUCGUACCCUAUUCAAAACCAGGCAUGAAAAUCAGUAUGUAGGACUAAGCUUUAUUCCAUAUGAUGAAACCGGUUAUUUUUUCACUGAGACAUGGUAGCAAAAAUGGUGAAGUGCAAGAAGAGAUUUUUGUGAUGUCACUUCAGUACUCUUCAUCAGGGAGAGCCCAGUGUUAAGUCUUUAUGAAUAGAAAAGUUGUAACCUUUGAAGUUACACACAGUGAACAAUAUUGAGAGGGGUAGGGGAGGGAUCAUUUGCGAUGAAGUGUAUAGAUACCCCCCUCCAUGUACACGUAUUUCCAGAUGGUAAUUGUAAAUUGUAAUGUUUUGAAUGUGUCAAAAUCAAAUUAUAUGAUUAUAACAAGUAUAUUAUUAUGAUACUGUCCUCUUAAGUAAAAAUUGUACAAGCUUCUUUUGUUGCUUUUUGAAGAAAAGAGAAGUUUAUAAAAAAAAUUGUUAUGUCUGAAUGUUUAACAUUGUAUGUAGUUCUUUGGUCCGUAAAGUGAACUAGGACCACAUUUCAAAUUAAAAGAUAAUGGUGCAAUUCAAA
Messenger RNA from Lytechinus pictus (painted urchin), 6497 nucleotides. Its product is annotated as phosphatidylinositol 5-phosphate 4-kinase type-2 beta-like. Gene Ontology annotation, biological process: phosphatidylinositol phosphate biosynthetic process. The coding region runs from base 32 to 1093 and encodes 353 amino acids. Gene Ontology annotation, cellular component: plasma membrane. The record is from RefSeq and is a predicted model, not a curated record. Lineage: Eukaryota; Metazoa; Echinodermata; Echinoidea; Temnopleuroida; Toxopneustidae. Gene Ontology annotation, molecular function: 1-phosphatidylinositol-4-phosphate 5-kinase activity; 1-phosphatidylinositol-5-phosphate 4-kinase activity. The transcript has 8 exons.